AUGGUGCACGAGCUACGCGCGGGCGGCCUGCCUCCGCCGACCGCCGAGGUGCUGGCGCGGCUGUUGCUGCGGUCGCUGGCGGAGCAGGAGUCUCGGUCCAAGGCAAGGCAAUCUUGUCGUCUGUCUCAGCAAGUGACGCUCGAGAGCCAGCACGCGUCGCUUCAGAGGGAGAUGGAGACCUCCGGCAGCGAAGCGGGCUGCGCCGGGUGGCUUCGUUGCGCGAGCCGCGGCGCCGUGAGCAAUAUAGGAGCGACUGCGCAGCGACCUCCAGAAGAGCGGACCGACACGCGGUACGAGAUCGAGCGGACGCAGGCUGCGAGCCGGCUCGACCUCAACUUGUUCCAGGGGCGUAUGCGAGAGGAGCACGCAAAGACGCACGAGCGCACGACGGAGGCGUUCGCCAGGAGCAUCCGAGGGCGAGAGAAGGGAGACCUGCUGCGCUACUCGGUCGGCACAAUGGCGGCCCUCACCGGCCUCGGCCUCACGGCGCUCCGACUGCUCAUGUGA
Messenger RNA from Emiliania huxleyi CCMP1516, 507 nucleotides. RefSeq lists its product as hypothetical. The transcript is spliced from 5 exons. The coding region runs from base 1 to 507 and encodes 168 amino acids. NCBI's taxonomy places the organism in Eukaryota, Haptophyta, Isochrysidales, Noelaerhabdaceae. The record is from RefSeq and is a predicted model, not a curated record.